Messenger RNA from Coregonus sp. 'balchen', 4877 nucleotides. Lineage: Eukaryota; Metazoa; Chordata; Actinopteri; Salmoniformes; Salmonidae. The record is from the annotation of a GenBank genome assembly.
UCAUCCAGUCUAUGGAACAAGUUGUCCAGUUCUGGAGUGCUGGUUUGUCCAGGAGAAACCAGGUAGAGGUGGGGGCUUCCAUGCUGCUAUGAGCCAGGAGAAGACACUACUUUACAUCAAUACAGACCCAGACAGUGAAGAAACCAGGUCAAAGCAGGGACCAUCUACAGACCAUGAUAGAGUCUACUACGUCACUGGUCAGUACUUAUCAUUAUACACUGCUCAAAAAAAUAAAGGGAACACUUAAACAACACAAUGUAACUCCAAGUCAAUCACACUUCUGUGAAAUCAAACUGUCCACUUAGGAAGCAACACUGAUUGACAAUACAUUUCACAUGCUGUUGUGCAAAUGGAAUAGACAACAGGUGGAAAUUAUAGGCAAUUAGCAAGACACCCCCAAUAAAGGACUGGUUUUGCAGGUGGUGACCACAGACCACUUCUCAGUUCCUAUGCUUCCUGGCUGAUGUUUUGGUCACUUUUGAAUGCUGGCGGUGCUUUCACUCUAGUGGUAGCAUGAGACAGAGUCUACAACCCACACAAGUGGCUCAGGUAGUGCAGCACAUCCAGGAUGGCACAUCAAUGCGAGCUGUGGCAAGAAGGUUAGCUGUGUCUGUCAGCGUAGUGUCCAGAGCAUGGAGGCGCUACCAGGAGACAGGCCAGUACAUCAGGAGAUGUGGAGGAGGCCGUAGGAGGGCAACAACCCAGCAGCAGGACUGCUACCUCCGCCUUUGUGCAAGGAGGAGCAGGAGGAGCACUGCCAGAGCCCUGCAAAAUGACCUCCAGCAGGCCACAAAUGUGCAUGUGUCUGCUCAAACCGUCAGAAACAAACUCCAUGAGGGUGGUAUGAGGGCUCGACGUCCACAGGUGGGGGUUGUGCUUACAGCCCAACACCGUGCAGGACGUUUGGCAUUUGCCAGAGAACACCAAGAUUGGCAAAUUCGCCACUGGCGCCCUGUGCUCUUCACAGAUGAAAGCAGGUUCACACUGAGCACGUGACAGACGUGACAGAGUCUGGAGACGCCGUGGAGAACGUUCUGCUGCCUGCAACAUCCUCCAGCAUGACCGGUUUGGCGUGGGUCAGUCAUGGUGUGGGGUGGCAUUUCUAUGGGGGGGGCCGCACAACCCUCCAUGUGCUCGCCAGAGGUAGCCUGACUGCCAUUAGGUACCGAGAUGAGAUCCUCAGACCCCUUGUGAGACCAUAUGCUGGUGCGGUUGGCCCUGGGUUCCUCCUAAUGCAAGACAAUGCUAGACCUCAUGUGGCUGGAGUGUGUCAGCAGUUCCUGCAAGAGGAAGGCAUUGAUGCUAUGGACUGGCCCGCCCGUUCCCCAGACCUGAAUCCAAUUGAGCACAUCUGGGACAUCAUGUCUCGCUCCAUCCACCAACGCCACGUUGCACCACAGACUGUCCAGGAGUUGGCUGAUGCUUUAGUCCAGGUCUGGGAGGAGAUCCCUCAGGAGACCAUCCGCCACCUCAUCAGGAGCAUGCCCAGGCGUUGUAGGGAUGUCAUACAGGCACGUGGAGGCCACACACACUACUGAGCUUCAUUUUGACUUGUUUUAAGGUCAUUACAUCAAAGUUGGAUCAGCCUGUAGUGUGGUUUUCCACUUAAAUUUUGAGGGUGACUCCAAAUCCAGACCUCCAUGGGUUGAUAAAUUUGAUUUCCAUUGAUAAUUUUUGUGUGAUUUUGUUGUCAGCACAUUCAACUAUGUAAAGAAAAAAGUAUUUAAUAAGAUUAUUUCAUUCAUUCAGAUCUAGGAUGUGUUAUUUUAGUGUUCCCUUUAUUUUUUUGAGCAGUGUAUAUUAAAUAGGACAAUCUCUUUAUGACUGAUUUGAGUGACAAACCAGUGGCUGUUAAAGGUGCAGUCAGUCAAUUUGGUGUGACACCAAGCCUCUAAUUUCAAUUAUAUAAGGCUACAAGAGUGUUGCCAUUUUAGACAGAGCUUUUCAGAAAAAUACAUGUUAUUUCAUUGAAAGGAUAACUUCUAUAGACAAAUCUCCCCCUCUCUCCUCAGACCCAGCAGCCACCCUCUGCAGUUCUUCUCUGCACCCACCAGAGGGCUCAGUCCAGAAGCCACAGUGCGAGAUCAACCCCUUCAUGCCCCAGCCAUCCACCGUCCAAUGGACAGUCCCACUCACGGACUCUGCCCACAGUCCUAUCUACCUGCAAGCCGACUGGUACUCUGCUGCCUUGCAGGGCCUUGACGGACAACUGGGCCUCUCCAAUGUCAUGCGUGCUCCCACAGCAACCAAGGAACCCAAUGGUAUGACUGAAAAGGAAUGAAAUUCUUCUUGAGCAAGGGUUGUAAACAUCAGACAGAUUGUCAUAUUUAACCAUUAUAAGUGAUAAAAAUGGACUUCUAAUCAAAAUGACAUAGUGUUACCAACACCACAGUGAUAAUGACUUAUUAUUAACCAUAAUUUAAAUCAAUUUGUCAUACACCAUGAAGAAGUAUAGCAACCAGUGAUGUUUAUUACCACGUAAUGUCACAGGUAAAGUAGUAUUAAAGUGUAACGUCUCUCUCCUACCCCUCUCUCUCUCUCCCAGUGGUGCUCAGUGUGUCCAGUAGAACCUCCAUGAUCCGUUCCAGACUCGGGGAACCAGUGGUUCUAGACUGUGGGUUCUGGGUGGAGGCCUCUUCUCCUCUCUCUGGCUCUGGCUUCGCCGUGGAGUGGCGCUACCAGUUCAGGGGCGAUGGACGUCUGGUCCUGGCCUACGACGGCAAGAGUGACCGAUUUGCCGAGACCCAGGAAGAGGGAGUGGGGCUAGACUUCACGGCUCUGCACGAGACAGGAAAUGCAUCUCUGAUCCUGCAGGAAGCUCAAGUGCGCCACUCAGGAACCUACAUCUGCACGGUGUACUUGCCCUAUCUCCUGGCUCAGGUGUUAGUGGAGCUGGAGAUUGUAGGUGAGGAGAGAUGAAUAUGCUUGAUUAGUCUGCCAAUACUAAAGCAUUGCAAUGUUUGUUUUAGAUCUGUUUGGUAGAAUCUCAGCCCCUAUGUAUUUACAUGUUUAUUCACUGAAACAACUAGUGUAACACCAUAUACAGUACAUUCUUAUAAUGGUAUAUCAUGGUCAACUAAAUGGCAUUAGAUUAUAUGCCAUAAGUGUGUAUUAUCCUAUCUUAUCUAAUUCUCUCCCUCCUCUUUCUCCCUCUAUCUCUCCCAGAGCCUCCGUCCCUCUCCAUCUUCCCCUCCCCGCUCCCUCUCUCCGUGCCCGGACAGGUGGUGACGGUGCAGUGCGAGGCAUCAGGAUUCUCCCCCCUCUCCAUGGAGUUCCACUGGGAGUUAACAGGGCCAGAUGGUAGGGUCAGGCCCCUGGGUCAGGGAAGCGUGACGGGCCACAGACAGGGCCCAGACAGCACUUACAGCCAGACCAGCCGUCUGGAGUUGGACUCAGCCAAGCUGGACCUGGGCCGCGGCGGGGAGGUCACCUGUGUGGCGGUCCACCCUGGAGGCACCCGGCGGGCCAGCGUCACCCUCAAUGUCACCGGUGAGAGAAUUUAAUAGAGCUGCAUUGAGUUGAUGGAUGUUGCCCCUAUCCACUGAUUCAGAGCCAGAUAUUUCUAUCCCUGUGAAGGUAAACGUUAGGAUUAGGGUAAGGUAAUCUGAUCCUAGAUCUGUGGUUAAGGGCAGUGUCUCUAAGCCUACUAGUAUCAUUUCUGGUAUGCAAUUACAGUGAUCUGAAAAGUCAAAUAAUUUAGACUUGAUACAACACAACUGACCCUGAGUAUGUUUUAAAUUGACUCCCUAUCUCUUCACCCCAAUCAGGUGUCAGUGCUCCCUCCAUUGAGGACUCUAUGGCGAUGGUUGCCGUGGCCCUGGGGAUUUAUGGUUUGAUCAAGGUCCUCUCCUGGACAUUUAGCUCUGGUAACUACAAUCAGUUUGAACUAAGAUACACAAAAACUGCACUAAUGUAAUGUAAGAUUUUGAAGCCGUAAAGCUACUGUGUCCAUCCAAAGAAUUAAUUUGGAUCUUGUGUGUCAAUCUAAGGCUUGACCUUUUCUUGCUUUUAUAGGGCCCGAUGAUGCUAACUCACAAGAGAAGGUAAUUGCACUUUCAUAAAUGUUGUCAGACAUAUUUUGUAGUUACAUGUAACUACAAUGUAUCUGUGGAUAUUUCCCAGCUAACAUUGUCUUGCCCAGAAAUGUUUUUAUCUCAAGCUGUAUCCCCCUAGUUAAAACUCCAGCCCAUGGAUUACGAUAUAAUAUGAUGACAUUAUGUUUGAUGUAUUAGUGAAUUUUGAAUUAGGUCUUUGGAUUUCUCCCAUUGUCUGUUUUGUUAGUUUACACACAUAAGGCUCAUCCUGAUCCUCUCUCAAUUACAGGAAGUGAAGUAAAUGUGGAAACAUCUGGGAUUCCCAGGUGAGUGUGUAAUGGAACCAACAAAGAUGGAAUUUCAGGAAUAAACGUGUACCGUUUGUAGUAGGUUGUGGAAGGUGGUACAUGGAAAGAAGAUAUUGAGUUUCGGACAGCAGUUGACAAUUAAUUAUAUGACAAGGGGUCGGGCGAGAAAAAUAUUUUAAUAAAUGACUGAUUUAAAAAUUGACAAAUUAAAAUACUGUUUUACAACAGUGUGAGAAUUCAUCUCUAGAAGAACUCAAGAGACUUGUGCACAUGAGCAUGUGUACAUGUGGAUGCAGAUCAUUUUGUGUUGUGUUAUUAGUGGCUCUAUUGGGUUAAUUGAACCUGUAUUUAAAGAUUGAACCCUGUCAUUAUUUGCUUUCUAUGGAUUCUGAAGGUAAAUAUAAGACAAAAUCUUUUCAAUUGGAAUAUCAUUUAUUUUCAUAAUAAAAUGUGUUGUAUGUAUAGUAAUUCCCUGGAAGUGUGUUUAUAUCAUUUGGUUAGUUUUGGGUAAUGUUUAAUUGUAUCGUGCCUUGUA